UACUAAGCAUAGCGCAGCGCUCUUGUCUGCCGCAGAUGGGAUCAUGUUCCACCUGCAGCCCAACACACAAAAAUGUUUGCGAGAAGAAAUUCACAAGGACGUUCUCGUCACAGGCGAAUAUAACGUUUUGCAAGAGACCCCAGGCCAGAAGGUCGACAUCCAGGUCACAGAUUCCAAAGGCCACCACCUUUACAUGAAAGAAGAAAUUGACUCUGGGAAAUUCAUUUUCAACACAGAAGAUUAUGAUGUCUAUGAAGUUUGUUUCAUAUCUCGUGUUCCCCCAACUCAGCGAGGUAUACAACAGGAAAUUACUCUCAACACAAAGCAUGGCGUUGAAGCUAAAAGUUAUGAAGCGUUGGGAGAAGCAGCCAAAUUGAAACCACUUGAAGUAGAGCUGCAGCGUCUUGAGGACCUUAGUGAAAGCAUUGUACAAGAUUUCUCAUACAUGAGGCAGCGUGAGGAGGAAAUGAGAGACACCAAUGAGUCAACAAACUCCAGAGUAUUGUACCUGUCCCUCUUCUCUCUCUGUUGCCUCAUUGGUUUAGCCACUUGGCAGGUUCUUUAUUUGCGCAAGUUCUUCAAAGCCAAGAAACUUAUAGAAUAAGUAGUGAAUGUCCUCUAGGGGACAGUAAUGAUUAAACCCCAGGGGUCUAGUUAUGGUUUAUUAACCCAAAUGCCUGUGUAAAGAGAAAAAAAAUCAGUUUUAGGGAAACUUCACUUCAGUUAAAAAAAUGAAUUUCUUCAACUUGAUGGUAUUGGGUCUAGUGUGAUGUUGAAGGUAAUUAUUAAAUGUCCAAGAUGUAUAUAUAUUUUUGGUAAAGAAUAGUUGCUUUCUGAAAGUUUAUGUUGUAGUAGAAGAUUAUUUAUGUUAGGAAUGAACAAUUUAAAGUAAGACAGAUUUUCUUGCAAUGGGGAUGUUUGUAUCUUAACUAGGUUUUUGUACCCUGAGAAAUAUUACAGAUUAAUUCUUUGAAAUUAAUUUUGUUUCAGUAAAAAGGCAGUGAGUUUCUCCUUAUUAAAAAAAAAUUUGAAAAAACUCAUUGCUUAGUGGUUAAUAAUGGAUGUCUUGAAUGUUUUAAAAUUAUUAGAUCUUUAUUUUGAUUAACCAUCAUCAGUAUCCUGGCAUCUUGGUAGUU
Messenger RNA from Macrobrachium nipponense, 1136 nucleotides. RefSeq names its product transmembrane emp24 domain-containing protein bai-like (gene bai). The record is from RefSeq and is a predicted model, not a curated record. Gene Ontology annotation, cellular component: COPII-coated ER to Golgi transport vesicle; endoplasmic reticulum-Golgi intermediate compartment; endoplasmic reticulum. The coding region runs from base 44 to 604 and encodes 186 amino acids. The transcript is spliced from 5 exons. NCBI's taxonomy places the organism in Eukaryota, Metazoa, Arthropoda, Malacostraca, Decapoda, Palaemonidae. Gene Ontology annotation, biological process: intracellular protein transport; endoplasmic reticulum to Golgi vesicle-mediated transport; Golgi organization.